Messenger RNA from Trypanosoma rangeli, 1749 nucleotides. RefSeq names its product E2F target protein 1. Gene Ontology annotation, molecular function: chromatin binding. The transcript has a single exon. Gene Ontology annotation, biological process: DNA-templated DNA replication. The record is from RefSeq and is a predicted model, not a curated record. The coding region runs from base 1 to 1749 and encodes 582 amino acids. Lineage: Eukaryota; Euglenozoa; Kinetoplastea; Trypanosomatida; Trypanosomatidae.
AUGGACAUUGAAUGCUGUCAGGCUGAAAUCGGGAAACUCAUUCGGGAGAAGACGGAAGAGCUGAACGAUAUUGGCGCCGCAUUGGCGUUUGUACACCACCAUGUUCUUAGCAAGUUGCAAAUCUCUGAGUCGGUGCUACCAGUGCCUGAUGUGUUUUCGCCGUGUGUCAUGCAGCGCGUCUCUGGCCAGCUGUGCCGUUGUCGGGGCAUGAUUCAGGAGGUGGAGCCAAACCUGUCGCUGUAUCGGGCCUCGACUUCAGACUUUUUUGCGGGAGGUGAAGGGGAAAACACGGUGAUGCUAGAGGCCACUCUUCUCUACAUCAUUCCUGUGCCUGGCAAUUCUUACUUUUACCAUGUGCCACCGGAGGCGUUGAGUGAGGAACGAGCUGCCACCUCGAAUCUGCCCGCAGUGGGAUACUGCUCCACCGAUCGCAAGCGUCGGGAGCGGCCAGAUGGGCAACUACAUAGCUCUGACGUGGAACGUGACCCCAAACAGCCUCGUCAGGAGCACUGGGCAUCCCAGUGUGAUGAAGUCUCUCAAUCAAAGUUAAAUAUGCCGCUCUACCGGAAACUCAAUCUCCCGCACCCACCUCUUAGUGGACUUUUGCACACGGCGUGUAUCGUGACGGUUAUUCAACAUUCCGCUGUGGACGGAAAACGGCUACAACUUAACGAUGUAGUGGAUUUUUUUGGCUUUCUGGACGAUGACUCAGCAGCCAUGAACUCUCACAUUUCGGACCCAGCCGACGAGUUUGGGGCUUUUGCCUCCUGGCAUGCAGAGCAACUUUCACCGUCAUUGCUAUCACGAAUGACAUGUAUAUCGUGGAGACAUGUUUUUGUUGCCCCAGCGCGUCCAUUGCCUACAUACUUCUUUGAGAGUAGACGUUCACAGGUUGUGCUUUAUUUGACCAACACGAUUUGUCAAGGCGAUACCCUACUUGCUGAAUACAUUCUUUUGCACCUCUGCGCCCGUGUCAUUACGCAUGAGAGCGCUACACCGAUUGGUGAUAUUCCUCUCCGCGUCGAAGCGCGUGCCAUUGACCCCCAGGUGUGGUCAUCGUUUAUGCGGAAUAUUGCGCCCGUAGGGGAGGUGCUGCUUGACGCAUCGCAGUUGUUGAACACCGAUCUUUGCAUUACUCCUCGACAGGAUCACACGGCGAAUGUGCUUCGUACCGGCACCUUACAGUUGGCUAAUGGGACACACGUUACUUUGGAUUGUCAGGCCGUUACAAAGGCAAGCAGUGAAUUGCAUGACGCUCUUUUCACCGUUAUGCAUAAGCAGGUGCUCCCCCUUGAGUACCCUUAUCAGGUACACGAACUGCCUAUUGACCUCAGCUUUCUUGCUCUUUCUACACUGAGGCUUUCUGAGGAAAUUGAGGCUCUCCAGCUUGCCAUCUCUGUGCUGUGGUUGCCGGACCCACCAACGGCUGCAACGUAUACCACAAAUCUUUUGGCAGAGGAAGUACGAGAUUAUUUUUCACAUGUGCGAUGCAUCCGUCGAGAGUUUGAUGGGGAAGCCUCAUCCCAGGCCCGUCGUUUGGCUGACAAAUUGGUUGCCUUUUCGAAGUCGGAGCCGGCCUGGAAUAAUCGCGAUCCGUUUAUUCAUAACAACUCUUUUUCCAUGGCUGCCGCACUGAUGCGCGCCUGUGCAGCGAGUUUUGGUAGAGAAAGGAUUUCAGAUAACGAUGUUGAGCAUAUCCUUCGUUUUGAAAAGGAGCGUGUGGCACGCUGCUCUGACGCGGGAAGGUGA